This is a messenger RNA of Gaeumannomyces tritici R3-111a-1, 2924 nucleotides long. Its product is annotated as RING finger protein. NCBI's taxonomy places the organism in Eukaryota, Fungi, Ascomycota, Sordariomycetes, Magnaporthales, Magnaporthaceae. Bases 365 to 2671 code for a protein of 768 amino acids. The record is from RefSeq and is a predicted model, not a curated record. The transcript is spliced from 2 exons. Gene Ontology annotation, biological process: ubiquitin-dependent protein catabolic process; protein polyubiquitination; positive regulation of proteasomal ubiquitin-dependent protein catabolic process. Gene Ontology annotation, molecular function: ubiquitin conjugating enzyme binding; ubiquitin protein ligase activity; zinc ion binding. Gene Ontology annotation, cellular component: cytoplasm; ubiquitin ligase complex.
UCGCCUCCUGUUUCGAGCGAGGCAGAACCUUGGUCAUCCGACCACUACCGAAAAAAAAAGAGAACAUUAUUGUCAGGCUCUUUCCAGGGGCUUCUUUAUUCUUCUUCUGUAAGGGCUGCUUUCGCGGAUAAUGUCAGUGUUUUGCCUCAUUGCUGUCGAAUCACAAGAAAAAGGCGUCAAGCAACACCCCAAAGAGACUGAACGGCCCCGGCCAUGAGCUCUGUCGCCUGCGAGGCGCACUGUAACCAAACCAAGGACUUGUACAAGGCUCGUGCUAUCUAUCUCGGCCGCUAUCCCGCCCAGCUGGGGUUGUUACAGCACAUGGCAUCGCGCUCCAACAGCACCCAGUACUGGCAGUUGUUGCAUGCUAUGGAACACUGGUCAGCCUCAUAGCAUCACGCCAACUCUUGCCCGACCGCUCCCACCAAAACACAAAACCACCAAGGAGCCGUUCAUCGACGACGCUGUUGAAAGCCGCAAGGUUCAACUAGGCUUUACCAUGGCAUUCGAGUCCUUGGCAGACUCGGAUGACCCCCGCGAUAUCGAGCUCAGCUCCUUGUCUGCCAUUUACCCCGAAAUUGAACCUGAUCCGGCCGAUGUCCGCGCCUUCUUUCUGGAGUUGCCCGUGAAGCCUGCACAGCCCGUCAAGGUCUUUUUCCCCGCGCCGGUGGCAGCCACAGUUCCGGACAUGGAGCCGGGCCAACCGCCUGCCCAGCCUAGGGAUAACACCAACGGGAAUGCAAUUGGCGAGCCUGUUCGUGAGGACUCGCACGAGCUUUCCUAUCUGCCUUCGGUUCGACUUCGGAUUUCUCUCCCGGAUUCAUAUCCAGCGGAGCUGCCACCCAGAGUUGAGCUCGGUGCCGUGCCGUCGUGGAUCCCAACUCCCCGGGUCGAGGAGCUCGUGGCAGAGUGUGCCAACCUCUGGGAAGAGCUGGGGCGGGACUCGGUUGUGUUCGCCUACAUCGACUGCAUCCAGCAGCUCGCCGAGAAUGCCUUUGGCGUGGCUGAUGAUGAGGGGACCCUGAGUGUCGACCUGCAGCACAAGAUUGCCAUAUUAGACUAUGACAUAUCCGCCAAACGCGCUGCCUUCGAGCGCGAAACGUUUGACUGCGGCGUCUGCCUCGACCCGAAGAAGGGGUCGGUCUGCCACCGCAUGCUGGACUGUGGCCAUGUCUUUUGCAGCGCGUGCUUGCAAGACUUUUACAACAAUGCGAUAAAAGAGGGCGACAUCUCCUCUGUCCGCUGUCUUUCCCCCAACUGCGCCAAGGAGCGCGAGGCCUUGGCUGCGGCUGCGGGCAUCAAAAAGAGAAAGAAGCCAAAGCUCGUCAGUCCCAGCGAGCUGCUGCAGAUUCCUCUCGAUCACGAUGUUGUAAAACGCUACGUCACGCUCAAGUACAAGUCAGAGCUCGAGUCGGAUAAAAACACGGUCUAUUGCCCUAGGUCCUGGUGCAACGGAGCAGCCAGAUCCAAGAGGCAUCGGAAGCCCGAAGGUCUUGAGUUCUCCGAGGGCUCAGACGAGUCUGGUGACGAAGCGGACGGUACGAACGCUCAGGGUUCAUCAAAGACAGCUGAGAAAGCUGUGGCCUACAACAAGACAGAAGACCUCCUGGCGAUAUGCGAGGAUUGUGACUUUGCCUUCUGCAGCCGCUGCUACCUCUCGUGGCACGGAGAGUUCUUCUGGUGCACCGCAAGACGUGAAAAGGAGGAGCUCUCGGCCGAGGAGAAGGCCUCGCUCGAGUACAUGAACCUACACACGACCCCGUGCCCUACCUGCGCCGCGCCAGCACAGAAGACGCAGGGCUGCAACCACAUGAUCUGCGGCCGGCAGGGCUGCGAGACUCAUUUUUGCUACCUAUGCUCGGCAUGGCUUGACCCAACCAAUCCGUACUCGCAUUAUAAUCAACAACCCGGCGGAAGGAUCACGGGGUGCUUCGGGCGGCUCUGGGAGCUCGAGGAAGGAGACGGCGAUGACGUCGACCUACGAUUCGCUGGAGGAGCCGCCGGUCGACGGCCUGCCCCGGCAGUGGUUGACGUCUUUGAGCCGGAGCUAGACCCGGCACUACUUAUCCCCGAGAUAGAAGAGGUCGACGACCAUGGCGAACCCAGGGACGGCGCGGUGGCCGAGGCCCAUCAAGGCCCCAACAGAGGACAUGCGCCGCCCAAUAAUAACAACAACGAGGACGGCGUUCGGAGGGGAGUGGCCUUGGAGGCUCCCUUGGUCCUUCGGAUCGACGUCGAUCCUCCCGCCCCCCCUGCGGUUCCUAUGCCACCGCCUGUCGAGGCCGCCGGAGGGAGACAGCAAAACGCACGAGGGCGAGGAGCCGGACGUGCGGGGCGCGAUGGUCAGAACGCUAGGAGAGGACGAGGGAACCAAGGCCCGAACCAGCAGCAUCGCGAUGCAGGGCCAGCACGGAACAACGCUGCUGCAGGCAGAGGGCGCGGAGGUCGAGCACCACGAGGGGCACCUGCCGGGGCAGCUCCUGCUGCUGCUGGCGGCCGGAGAGCUCCUGAGCCAGACGAAGACGGCGACGAAGACCUAGCCGAAGCCCAGCUUAACGAAGCCCAGCGAGCCUGGGUCCGACAAUUUGUGCAGAUGGCACUGAACGACCAGGAAGACCUGGUCGAAUCGGACAGCGAUGACGAGGAGGAGAUGGUGUUUUGGAUUCCAUGACGGGUGGACCGCUGCAGGUGCGGCGGUGAGAAGCAGUGAUUUACCUAGAACAGCGAUGAUAUCCAUACCCAAUACGGUACACGAUACUACAGAGGACGCGCGCGCGCACAUGCCUAAAACCAGGCGUAGGCACGACAACUAGCUGAAACUUCUCGAAUGGAAGCCUCGUCUCAAAAUACGACUUUGAAGGUUUUGGCAAGACCUGCCAACUGUCAGCUGUCAUCUCAAAAAGUCCCCGGAAUCGCGACCAUGG